Messenger RNA from Loa loa (African eye worm), 152 nucleotides. RefSeq lists its product as hypothetical. Lineage: Eukaryota; Metazoa; Nematoda; Chromadorea; Rhabditida; Onchocercidae. The record is from RefSeq and is a predicted model, not a curated record. The annotation marks the transcript as partial. The transcript has a single exon.
AUAAGCGUGAUGAAGAAAUAAAUUUGGAAUAUCGACGAUUUAUGAUAUAUCUGAAAAAUGUGAAAAAAAUACAACAACAUAAUAAACGUUAUGAACGUGAUGAGGAAACCUAUGAAUUAGCUAUCAAUCAUUUCGCUGAUAUGGUAAAUUAA